GACCCCUGCUCAUCUUGACGAUGCUGGCUAUGCUGCAUCUCCACUCAGUCGCGUCGCCGCCGCCCCCGCCGCAGCCGGUCCUCUGUCCUUCGAAGGGAGGCACGAUCAGCGGCCUUGGCUCCGACGAAAAGCACAUCGUCCGCCUUCCAGCCGACGCACCGACCAAUCAGGAGAAAUGGAUGUUGACAAACGACUCGAAAAUCAAGGGCUCGUUCACCGGUGAGUACUUGCAGGUCUUGCCCGAUGACCGCGAUGAGUACAACGAUAUCUACGGACAGGGCAGCUUCACGAUGACGGGCCUCGAUUUUGCCUUCACCGUCGAGAAGACGGGCAUGCACACACUCUUCCUGCGUUGGGCGGGCGGUGACAUGGGCGGCGGAAGCGACUCGCUGUAUGCCGUGGUGCGCCGCGACGACACGGACGCUAUCGUUCCCGGACCCGACAUGUUCAAGCCGAAGCGGAUCGGCAUUGCGGACAACCCGGGCCAGUACCUGGGUUGCUGCUACCACCACGCGACACACGAGUGCCCCUGCUACACGCCCGACAUGAGGCCGGAGAGCUGCGAGGAAGAAGGCGGCUACUGGGCGGAAGCCGCGGGGGCCAAGAGAUGGGGCGCGACCUGCAUCGCUCCGAAAGGUGAGAUGGAGGCGGUCCGGAAGCCUCUCUGGUACCUCUUCGCCGGGCAGGACCCCGACCACGAGUCAGGCGCCGGGGCGCAAUCGACGCUGAUGGACUUCGACUCGCCGCCCUGGGACUCGACCUGCGAGGCAGCCUCCACCGCGACCAAGGACUCGGGGAUGGACUUCGCGCAGUGGCAGCUGAAGGCCGGCGACAUCUACCACCUCGUGCUCUACCCGCGCGAGGACGGGACCGCCGUCGACGCCUUCCAGCUCGUCCCUCCCGGAGGCACGCCGCCCGCGCGCGACACCAGGCUCAAGCCGGGCGACACCACCCUCGACUGCCCGGGCGGGCCGCGCUUCACCAGCCCUGUCGACAGCCCCGGCGCCGACGUCAAGCACCACGAGCACGACAAGGCCGGCUGGGGCCACCGCGGGGACGGCGACGCCAAUCUCAAGUGCGGCGCCUGCCUCGAGCCGCUCACCGAUUUGAGCAAGUGUCCGACGCCCGAGCAGCUCUUUGCGAUGCCAACCUGCGACAACGUGACCGAGGGCGAGAUGUGCGAGGCGGACGGCGAGUGCGGCACCGACUCGGGCGGCGGUGUCAACGUCGCCGCGCUCGUCGUCUCCCUCCUCCUCGUCGCCGCCCUGCUCGCCGGCUACGUCCACCUCUCCCGCAAGACCCACGGGGGCGCGGUCGUCCUCCCGUGGAACUGGCACAAGGUGACGCGCACCGGGGCCGCCCACUCCGCCGACCCAAUCGUCCGCUCGUGCGUUUCGACCGUCUACGCAGCUCCGUACGCCGCCCCCAGCUGCCCGCUCUCCACGGCGGCGGUGCCUUCCGCGGCCUCGGCCACGGCCCUCCCCGCGGCGGGGGCUGGUGGCGCCACCACGUACGGCCUCGCCAGGGACGUUCGCGUCGCGCCGGCCUGA
Messenger RNA from Emiliania huxleyi CCMP1516, 1550 nucleotides. RefSeq lists its product as hypothetical. The transcript is spliced from 6 exons. The record is from RefSeq and is a predicted model, not a curated record. Bases 21 to 1550 code for a protein of 509 amino acids. NCBI's taxonomy places the organism in Eukaryota, Haptophyta, Isochrysidales, Noelaerhabdaceae.